AUGCUGAACAAGUUUACUCUUUAGUUUAAGGACAAACAACUUGAAGAAAAAUAUUAGUAACACCAAUUAAUAUCAAAUCGAUUACCACUAUUCAAACAUUUAACUUUUGGAAUAGCUGUAGCUGGGAUAGUUCGUUUGAGUUAGAUACUUAUCUCAGGGAAUUCUAGUCUAUGGUUUGUAUACCUUCUUUUUAUAUUGGCUGUAAUAUUUUUAGGGAUUUAUGUUAAUCUAAGAAAGAAAUAUAUUCGAAUAGCAUUAAUCAUAAUAAAUCAUUUGAUCAUUUUAACUUCAUUAGAAGUUGACAAUUAGUGUUCUCCUCAUUAUUAUUAUCUAAGGGGAGCAAGUAUGAUGUGUAUUCAUCUUGUUAUUUUAUUGCAAGGUGAAUUUAUUGAUGCAUUCUUUUCCCUUAUUUUUAUAACUUCAAUAAGAUUGCUUACUAUUUUUCUUUAGGAUUCAAUAUUUCCUUAUCCCUCUAUUGUGAUUGCCAUAAUCUUGAUUGGGUAUCUUUUGUACAUUAUUUACAAAAAUAAUUUGGCUUUUAGAUCUUAAUUUUAACUGUCUUGUUUAGAUAAUUAAUGGGAUUUAGUUAUUACAACUCUAAUCGAUGAUUCAUAUUUAUUGAUUAAUUUCAAUGAAAAUAAUUUAAGUUUUAAGUAUAGAAAGUCAAAUAAAUUUUAAAUAAAUUGCGAAAAUGAGCAAGAAUUAAAAUUAUUUUUAAGAAACUCAAAAUUAAAUUAGGGAAAAAAUAGCUUAGAAUAAUUCUUAUUCAAAAGCAUUUAAGAUUGUAUUUUUGAAGAUACAAAUUAAUUGUUGAAAUAAAGAAUUCAAAUUAUUUAUGAGAAAAAAGAAUUAACUCUUUAAUAUUCAAUAUUUCUUGGAUUUUAACCUUUAAUUUUAAUUUAGGUACUAAAAUUUUCGAAAUUCUAAAUAUUAGGAGAUAAAUAAUUCGAAAAAUUAGAAAACUCAUAUUAAUACAAAUAUAAAAAGUUAUUGAACAUUGUUUAUUAUAGGUUGAAUGGAAUGAUGAAGAAAAAAUAUUCUAUAAAAAUCAUACAUUCAAUGUAUAAACAGAUUUUAUAUUUAUACUUAACAGAACAUUGUAGAUAAAGUUCUCAGUAAGUUAUAUACACUUUUAAAAUAUAGAGUGUCUUAAAAAAAAUAAAACUGAUUUAUAAUUCUAGAUCCAUUUAAAUAAUGAAUAGGAUUUAAGAGUUAGUGAUGGGAAAUAAAUCGGUUUUAUGUUUAAUACUGAUAGAUGUAAUUGAGUAAUUAACAACAAAUAAUAUAAAAAUUUCAUGUUAUAAAUAAAAUAAAAAUGAAUACUAAAUUAAAAUAGAAGGAAUUAUAAAUGAGAAAGCAUAGAGUAUAAUAUUCAAGAGACUUAAAUAAUAAGAAUGGUUUUUCAAAUAAUUCACGAUUGAUUAUUCAUGUAAUAUUAAUUAAAUAAAUUUUAUAGGUAUAAAGUUAAAUUUUUGGAGUGAACUGCCUGAAAUAGAGAAUUAAUGA
Molecule: messenger RNA, 1506 nt
Organism: Paramecium sonneborni
Lineage: Eukaryota; Ciliophora; Oligohymenophorea; Peniculida; Parameciidae
Source: the annotation of a GenBank genome assembly